AUGAGAAAGAACCUGCUCCGAGUCCUUAUUUGCAUAUCGGAUCUAUAUAUAGGAAGCAAGGGUUUCGUCUUCUCACUACUAGUUAUAGUUCCCAUUCUCUCGAAAAUGCCUGAGCUUUCUAAAUCAGCUCCCGCACCCAAAAAAGGGUCUAAGAAGGCUGUGACUAAGGCGCAGAAGAAAGAUGGCAAAAGGCGCAAGCGCAGCCGCAAGGAGAGUUACUCUAUCUACGUGUACAAAGUACUGAAGCAGGUCCAUCCUGAUACGGGUAUCUCGUCCAAGGCUAUGGGCAUCAUGAACUCUUUCGUCAACGACAUCUUCGAGCGUAUCGCUGGUGAGGCUUCCCGCCUGGCGCAUUACAACAAACGCUCCACUAUCACGUCCCGCGAGAUCCAGACUGCUGUGCGUCUGCUGUUGCCCGGAGAGUUGGCUAAGCACGCCGUGUCAGAGGGCACUAAGGCAGUUACAAAGUACACCAGCUCUAAGUAG
Molecule: messenger RNA, 486 nt
Organism: Monodelphis domestica (gray short-tailed opossum)
Lineage: Eukaryota; Metazoa; Chordata; Mammalia; Didelphimorphia; Didelphidae
Product: histone H2B type 1-L
Cellular component (GO): nucleosome
Molecular function (GO): structural constituent of chromatin; protein heterodimerization activity; DNA binding
Source: RefSeq, a predicted model, not a curated record